Molecule: messenger RNA, 1111 nt
Organism: Cottoperca gobio
Lineage: Eukaryota; Metazoa; Chordata; Actinopteri; Perciformes; Bovichtidae
Product: CMP-N-acetylneuraminate-beta-galactosamide-alpha-2,3-sialyltransferase 1-like
Exons: 7
Coding region: 158-1111 (317 amino acids)
Biological process (GO): sialylation
Cellular component (GO): membrane
Molecular function (GO): beta-galactoside (CMP) alpha-2,3-sialyltransferase activity
Source: RefSeq, a predicted model, not a curated record
GUUGAAACUCUGUCAAGUCUUGAAUCACACCCAUUGUUAUCGUGAUAUUGUGGUUUAACAAGUGAAUGAACUGAAGGUUUUCUCUCUUGUUUUACUCGAGCUGUCUCAGGUGUCAGGUGAGGCUCUGAUCUUCCUUCAAGAGCGCCACACUGUCAAGAUGCUUUAUAGAUCACGUGGAAACAGAGCCCUCAUUGCCCUGCUGUGCAUCGCUGCCUUUGUCGUGGUUUAUAUAUCUUCUUCUUCAUGGAGUUCAUCUGUGUAUUUCCUCGGACGUCAGAGCUCAAGUCUUUGUGCCUGUGACAAGUGUUUAAGAGAGGCUGAUCUAUGCAUUGGGGAGCGUAUCAAUGAGUCUCCGAAGCCUUUUUUGUCAAGAAAAUAUGGAAUUUCAGAGGAAGAUUACGAUUGGUGGAAGAACAUAUAUCGGGAAGGUCACAACAUCAGUGUCUACAAUACAACAGUGGACAAACUGUUCCAGAUGUUCCCACACAUUGCAGAUGUUGGAGAAUCCAACAAUAAACGCUGCACGACUUGUGCUGUGGUGGGGAAUUCUGGUAAUUUGAAGCGAUCACACUAUGGACCUCUCAUAGACUUUCAUGAUAUCGUAAUAAGAAUAAACCGUGGCCGUACCAAAGGCUAUGAAGCAGAUGUUGGGACCAAAACGACUCAUCAAGUAAUGUAUCCGGAGAGUGCUAUUCGUUUGGACAACACCACUAGUCUUGUGCUGUUUCCAUACAAAAUAAAAGAUUUCCUGUGGCUCAUUGACAACUUCAAACAAGGGUGGGACAGUGCCGUGAACUCAAAGAGGAGAGCAAACAAGGAUUUGGUGAUGAUCCUCAAUCCAGCUCUCAUGAAAUAUGUCCAUGAAAUUUGGCUGGGAAGAAAGGGCAAUUAUCCAUCUACUGGCUUUUUGACUUUGGCUCUCAGCAUGCAAAUAUGUGAUGAGGUCAGUGUUUUUGGGUUCGGAGCAGACAGAGAUGGAAACUGGAACCAUUACUUCGAAGUUCUCAGAGACAAAAAGCUGAAAACUGGAGCUCAUGCUGGAACGCAUGAAUAUGAAGUUAUUCAGCAACUACACAAGAAGAAGACAAUCACUUUUUAUAAAGGCUUUUAA